Molecule: messenger RNA, 297 nt
Organism: Blepharisma stoltei
Lineage: Eukaryota; Ciliophora; Heterotrichea; Heterotrichida; Blepharismidae
Source: the annotation of a GenBank genome assembly
AUGAUCAAAGGCUCAGCAUUGAGUGAAAGCAUUAAUGGAGACAGUUUAUUUUGUGAAGAUGAGUUUUGAUAUGAAGCUGAUGAAAUUCUUGGAUUAGAUUCGGAUGUGCAUGAAGAGACAGAUGCUGAAAAUGGAAGGAGAGAGCAGGAAAGCCAAAAACGCCAACAGAAAGCCAAAAGUAAAGCCUACAAAAAAGAUCGAGUGAAAGGAAGAAAAAAUGGCAAAGAAAAGUACGAAAGAAAUACCUUUUACCCCAACGAUUUGGGGAAUUGGAAAGAGGCUAGAAGAGAAUGGUAA